Aspergillus wentii DTO 134E9 is the source of this 1560-nucleotide messenger RNA. RefSeq lists its product as uncharacterized. Gene Ontology annotation, molecular function: mannosyltransferase activity. Bases 1 to 1560 code for a protein of 519 amino acids. The transcript is spliced from 5 exons. The record is from RefSeq and is a predicted model, not a curated record. Gene Ontology annotation, cellular component: endoplasmic reticulum membrane; glycosylphosphatidylinositol-mannosyltransferase I complex. Gene Ontology annotation, biological process: protein processing; GPI anchor biosynthetic process. NCBI's taxonomy places the organism in Eukaryota, Fungi, Ascomycota, Eurotiomycetes, Eurotiales, Aspergillaceae.
AUGCGCCGAAGAAUCACUUUUGUCCAGCGCUCCGAAGCUCCCUUUGAGCAGGAUCAAGCCGCCUUAACCCCCGACGCCCUCUCUGUCACCAACCUAGAUGCCGUCCGUGAGGAACGGGCCACUUUCAGCUUUGAGGAGCUUCCAUCAGAGCUCUCGCAGGUCUUGAAAGAAUGCCACCAGCUCCAUAUCCGAUGGGCCACGGAACGACCUUAUGACACCAUCGCCCCUUUCUCGAGUCGCGUCUCGCCCGGUCUACAUGUGUUCUUUACACCGGGUACUCCUCAUCAACCGACGGAAGCUUUGUGUCCGUUGUUAAAGAAGGUUUUUGGGGAGGAAGUGGAUUGUUCUAGUCCUGAGGUUUCGUUUACGACUCCCCCUAUCCUCUCGACGCGAUUCGCUUCCACCGCCUCUUUUCAGUUCCAUUCGCUUCUUCCUUCGCCGGAUACUCUUGUGAAGUUUAUUCAGCAGACGAUUUGUGGUCGAUCGGAUGAAGGGUGUCAGAAUCAGGGUGCUUCGAUAUUGUCUGCCGACUCGAUUGAUAUCAACUACGAUAGUAUCUCCCAUGCUUUGACGGUAUCUGGGCUUUGGUCGAAAGUACCCGAGAAGGGAUGGACAGAGAAGAUUGGAAAGGAUGAUGCAGGUGCAGAUAAAGUGGAGGUUGGUCUCUUGGGGGCUGAGAGGUCGCAUGAUCUGGAGGAGAUCAAAAUGGGUGGACUGUUGGGGGUUGUAGGGAGUGAUGAGAAGCUGAGUCCCACUCUAUUUUCAUUUCCGUCACGACACCACCCUCUUCCUGAUGAUGCGGUUUAUACUGUUUCUUUCCCCUCUCCGGCUGGGUUACACCCGACUAUGACCAUAUCCAUGCCAAGGUCGUCGCUGAAGCCUCCACCCGCACCGGAGGAUGCGACCUGCGCGCUUCACACCUAUCUCACUCUUCCUUCUUCUAUCUUCGGCGACAAGUAUCAGCUUUCUACAUCAGACCAGCUGUUCUUACAAUCGCACAACCUUGUCGCUCUCCGUGCAGUAUCAGGGGAGACAGAUCUUGAGGCACCAGAUUGGGUCGUGCCCCAAUGGGGCUCCAACUGGCUACUCGAAGUGGCCAGUCCUUCCGAGUCUGAUCAAGGCACAGAUAACUGGAACGUCACGGUUCCCCUUCAUUUACGAUACCUGCCGCCCUCCGAGUCUGGGUACCGUACAGCCGAAGUACCAUGGCCGGUCGUCUUCUGGGCCUGUACGGCUGAAGAAGGAACCAAGAUGAGUAUCAAUCCCUUUGAUAGAGUGAAUCUUGGAUGGGUGGGUCUUUUUGGCCCUCGCACCAUGUUCUAUCAAUUACACCCUGCGCCAAGUGGAGAUGCUGCAUCUCAAUCCAGACUGGUGGAGGAGUUGGAUGUGCCUGUUCUUCCAUUGAACGACGGUGGCCUCUUCCAUGGGAGAGUGAUCGAGCUGGGCACUGUGGCUGUCAUUGUGCUUGGAUCGCUGUGGGUGUUGUGGAAACUCGGCUUGGUGGCGCGGUCUUCUGGGACAGGUGCCCAGAAGAAAGACAAGCAAGGCAAGGAUAAAUAA